Suillus paluster is the source of this 2478-nucleotide messenger RNA. RefSeq lists its product as uncharacterized. The coding region runs from base 1 to 2478 and encodes 825 amino acids. Lineage: Eukaryota; Fungi; Basidiomycota; Agaricomycetes; Boletales; Suillaceae. The transcript is spliced from 10 exons. The record is from RefSeq and is a predicted model, not a curated record.
AUGUCCACUCCAGCUGAAACCUCUUUUGCCGAACUUAAGGCAAUCACUAGGCAGAUUGUUGACAUUGUCCGCGCGGCUCGGCUCCUCCCACCCGGCAACAGCCACUUGGCUCUGAAAGCACAAGUCACUGAACUGGUGGCUAAGGCCGUCUGGGACCAUGAGGCUUCACCUUGCAUUCCGGGCAUAGUCUUGUCCUGCUCCAAGGAGUUACUUCGCGUUCGGCAGUUGUCCCCCCAGGAUUCGCCCAACUGGCACAGCAUCGGCCAUAACAAUCUUCACCUCCAGAGGCACAGCUGGCGCCACAAGGUCUCCGCAUGGGAGGCUUUAGGCGACCGGACAUUCGAUCUUCCGGUCGAUGCCCCCAAAUCCCCUGACACUGUCGCGGUCGACCUUCCCUCCCCACCUGCCGUCGCUGGCAGCAUUGCUGGCCCAUCGUCCAGCACCAUCGAUGAGUCCCGGGAGAAGCAUGAGGAUAAGGGUAAGGGUAAGGCGUUAGAUGCUGACCCGGAACCUGAGGCGGACGGGAGUAGGGAGAGGAAAUCGCCCCUGAUUUCGGGACCCUCCUGCCAACCGCUGAAAUCCGUGAUGAAGAGUCGCAAGAGGGCAAAGUCAGCUCGGGUUGUGAAGUCAGCCGAGUUUGUGGAGUCCAAGGACGAACCUGUGGACAAGCCGGCUGCCAAAGGAGGGCCGGUCAUCUUACUUCAUCGUCUCACCUCAGUCUUGCCCCGGAUCCCCAAGAAGAGACCUUUCAGCCUGGUGAAGGUAAUUGCCGGAAGGCGUGCGGACGUCGCCGGGCAGACCGACUCGACGUCCAACACCCCUGUGGUCACCCCGGUGGUGGCACCAACUGUCAUUGAUGGCCCUGCUGGAAGCCCUCCGGAGGUCAUUGAGCACUCGGACUCGGCGUCCAAUACCCCCGCGGUCACCCCGGACUUGGCGCCAACUGUCAUCGAUACAGAUGACAUUCUCAUUCCCGGACCGAACAACCCAUGCUGGGCUUGCAACAAUGCAGAGUUGCCCUGCACGACCCGGUUCAACAACAGAACUGGGAAAGGCCUUCUCUCCUGUGUUUUCUGCAACACAAAGAAGGUAAAGUGUUUUUCCGUCACCCUCGGAAGUCCACCGAAACGGUCGUGGGGUAAGUCGACCACCCGGAAGGCCAGGUCCCGGACACCUUCCAAAGCUCCGUCCACCUCCCAACCAAAGGCCCGGACCCGCAGCCAAUCUCGUGGUGUAGCCGGAGCUGUCAAGGCACCCGCCCCACCACCUACACCCUCACCUGCACCAGCUCCAAUUGCGUCUUCGAGUGCCCGCGUGCCUCGUGCGGCUCUCGACGUCCCUAUGCCGGACCUCCAUUCCAUGGCAAGAAGUAUUCGCGAUAGUGCCGAACGCAUCAAGGCUCUUGAGGAUCUUGUUGCCGAGCAGGGCAGCCAUAUUGAUACCCUCAGCAGGCUCCAUGAGAGCCUUCGACGCCAAACCAUGGAACCCCAUCCCUCAUUUCCCCUUCCCACCACUCCGGCAAUUGCAACGUCUUUGUUGCUUGAUCAAUCCAUCGCUGGAACAACGUCACCCUCCCAAUCCGCACUCCCUCCUCUCAUUGAUAUUUCAAUUGCAGUGGAGCCCACACCCUCGAAAAUUGAGGAUCGCUCUGCCAUCGAGGGUCUUUCAUUUGAGCUGAGCCAAGUUCAACCAGCCCCGGACCUAUCACCUACUCCCUCAACUGCCGGAGCAAUUUUGGUGCCGGAUGAUCCACGCAACCUUGUCCCGGAAUACGAUUCUGGUGAUGAGAUGGAUGUUGAGGUGAAGGUUGAAGUUGAAGGUGGUGAUGAGGGUCAUCUGGUCAAGGUUGAAGGUGAAGGUGAUGAUGAGGGUCAUCUGGGCGAGAAUGAAAUCGAGUUCCGGGUAACUAAUACUGACGUCCAGGUAACUGAUAUCGACAUCCGGGUAACAUCCAUCGACAUCCGGGCAACUGGUAUCGAGUUCUGGGCAUCGAGCACCAAGUUCCGGGCAGCUAAUACCGACAUCCGGUGUGAAGUACCGAGUUCCGAGUUCCGGGCAUCGAGUUCCAAGGUCCGGGCAUCGAGUUCCAAGUACCGAGUUCCGAGGUCCGGGCAUCGAGUUCCGAGUUCCGGGCACCAAGUUGUAUUUCGGUGCUCGAUGCCCGGAACUCGGUGCCUGGACCUCGGAACUCGGUACUCGGAACUCAAUGCCUGGACCUCGGAACUCGAUGCCCGGAACUCGGAACUCGUGCUCAAUGCCUGGAACUCGGAACUCGAUGCCUGGACCUCGGAACUUGAUGCCCGGACCUUGGAACUCGGUACUCGGUCAUUUGUCCAAUUUAAGACAUCCCUGGAACUCCAUAUCAGUUACCCGGAUGUCAAUAUCAGUUACCUAGACGUCGAUGGAUGUUACCCAGACAUUGGUGUCAGUUACCCGGACAUCAGGAUUAGUUACCCAGAACUUGGUACUCGGUAUUAG